Molecule: messenger RNA, 4551 nt
Organism: Aspergillus tanneri
Lineage: Eukaryota; Fungi; Ascomycota; Eurotiomycetes; Eurotiales; Aspergillaceae
Product: pleiotropic drug resistance family ABC transporter
Exons: 6
Coding region: 1-4551 (1516 amino acids)
Biological process (GO): transmembrane transport
Cellular component (GO): membrane
Molecular function (GO): ATP binding; ABC-type transporter activity; ATP hydrolysis activity
Source: RefSeq, a predicted model, not a curated record
AUGUCUCUUUUAGGGACGAUAAAUCCUAAUCUUAAUCCAAGCCGCUCGGUAGGAGCUCGAGGGUCCCAGAAUCCUGACGAGAACGAAGUGCAAGCAGGAAUAUCCCAUGGAGUCGAAGAGAUCGACGAUGAACCACAGCCGCACACAGGAAACGAUGACACCAAGAAAUCCAAGACGCUGCCACAUUCGGGCAGCCUGAGCACGGCGGAAACGGCCUUGGAGAAGGGUAGCGAUGAUGGCAGCAGUGUGGACGAAGAGGUAGACGAGGAAAUCACUCGCCUGGCGCAACGGUUAACUCGCAACUCGACCAGGUUCUCCGCAAGCGGGAACCUGGAGAACCCGUUCUUGGAGACGAAGGAGGAGUCGACAUUGAAUCCGCACAGCCCCAACUUUAAGUCGAAGCAUUGGAUGAAGAACUUGCUCGCCCUCGCGUCCCGUGAUGCAGAUGGAGCGCCUAGGCGUGAAGCGGGUGUUGCUUUCCGGAAUCUCAGUGUGCAUGGGUUUGGUAGUCCGACUGACUAUCAGAAGGACGUCUUCAACUCCAUUUUGGAAAUCAGCACCCUUUUCCGCGCCAUCACUGGAUCCGGCAAACAGAAAAUCCAGAUCCUUCGUGACUUCGAUGGCCUCGUCAAGAGCGGCGAGAUGUUGGUUGUCCUGGGACGGCCAGGAAGUGGUUGUUCUACCUUUUUGAAGACUCUCGCCGGUGAAAUGAAUGGAAUCCACACAGAUCCCAAUUCCGAGUUGAAUUACCAGGGUAUUCCAGCGGAAAAAAUGCGCAAACAGUUCCGGGGCGAAGCUAUAUAUACAGCUGAAACAGACGUUCAUUUCCCCCAGCUUACUGUUGGUGACACGUUGAAGUUUGCUGCGCUGGCUCGCUGCCCCCGAAACCGUAUCGAAGGCGUUUCGAAGGAACAGUAUGCGGUACACAUGCGAGACGCCGUGAUGGCAAUGCUCGGCCUUACGCAUACGAUCAACACAAGAGUUGGUAAUGAUUUCGUCCGUGGUGUCAGUGGUGGUGAGCGCAAGCGUGUCAGUAUCGCCGAAGCGACGCUUAGUGGAAGUCCUCUUCAGUGCUGGGAUAACAGUACACGUGGCCUGGAUAGUGCAAACGCCCUGGAAUUCUGCAAGACAUUGAACUUGAUGACCAAAUAUGCUGGUGUCACUGUUGCUGUCGCUAUUUAUCAGGCUUCCCAGAGCGCAUAUGAUGUCUUCGAUAAAGUUACUGUUUUAUAUGAAGGCAGGCAGAUCUAUUUCGGCCGCACGGAUGAGGCCAGAGACUUUUUUACCUCCAUGGGUUUCGAGUGCCCUGAUCGUCAAACGACUGCGGAUUUCCUGACCUCUCUGACCAGCCCAUCGGAGCGCGUCGUGAAGAAAGGCUAUGAAGGCAAAGUUCCACGCACCCCUGACGAGUUUGCCGCGGCCUGGAAGAACAGUGACGCAUACCAGAAGUUGAUGAGAGAGAUUGACGAGUACAACCAGCAAUACCCAGUUGGUGGCGAGUCGCUUGGGAAGUUCGUUGAAUCCCGCAAAGCCAUGCAGGCCAGAAAUCAACGAGUCGGUUCUCCGUACACGGUCUCCCUUUGGGAACAGAUUAAACUAUGCAUGAUCCGUGGCUUCCAGCGUCUUAAGGGCGAUGCUAGUUUGACCUUGUCCCAGUUGAUUGGAAACUUCAUCAUGUCACUUAUCAUCGGAAGUGUCUUCUUCCAAAUGAAGUCGGACACGUCUAGUUUCUUUUCUCGCGGAGCGUUGCUCUUCUUCGCUGUGUUACUCAACGCAUUCGGAAGUGCGCUCGAGAUCUUGACCUUGUACGCCCAACGCCCUAUUGUCGAGAAACAAUCCCGCUAUGCCAUGUAUCAUCCAUUCGCGGAAGCUAUUGCUUCGAUGCUUUGUGACAUGCCGUACAAGAUCCUUAAUGCUAUUAUUUUCAACAUCACGCUUUAUUUUAUGACUGGUCUUCGUCAAGAAGCGGGCGCAUUUUUUGUGUUCAUCCUUUUUUCAUUUAUCACAACCUUGACCAUGUCCAUGCUGUUCCGUACGAUGGCCUCUUCCUCUAGGACACUCUCACAGGCUUUGGUGCCCGCCGCCAUUCUUAUUCUAGGUUUGGUUAUCUAUACUGGUUUCACCAUUCCUACGAGAAACAUGCUGGGUUGGUCGCGAUGGAUGAAUUAUAUUAACCCAAUCGCCUAUGGGUUUGAGAGCUUGAUGGUCAACGAAUUCCAUGGCCGAGUCUUCCCUUGCUCUCCAAAUGAAUUUGUUCCAUCUGGUGAUGGAUAUACCGAUCGGGCCUACCAGGUCUGCUCUCAAGUUGGAGCCAUUGCUGGUCAAACCGAGAUUGAUGGGACUACCUUUCUCGCCGAAAGUUACCAAUAUUAUGCAAGCCACAAGUGGAGGAAUCUGGGUAUUAUGUUUGGUUUUAUGUUCUUCUUCAUGUUUACUCAUCUUGCUACCACGGAGUUUAUCUCGGAGGCCAAGUCCAAGGGUGAAGUUUUGCUUUUCCGCCGUGGUCACGUUUCCCAUGCUGCCGAUGAUGUUGAGAUGAGCAACCAAGUGAAUGCCUCGGAGAAGACAGAUGAAUCCGGCAGUGAAUUAUCUGCCGCCAUUCAGAGACAGGAAGCUAUUUUCCACUGGCAGGAUGUGUGCUACGACAUUAAGAUUAAGAAUGAGCCUCGGCGCAUUCUUGACCAUGUUGACGGCUGGGUGAAACCUGGCACAUGUACUGCUCUCAUGGGUGUUUCUGGUGCUGGUAAAACAACACUUCUAGACGUCCUUGCAACCCGUGUCACUAUGGGUGUUGUUAGUGGUGAGAUGUUGGUUGACGGCCGUCCUCGCGAUCAGUCUUUCCAGCGGAAAACGGGUUAUGUUCAGCAACAGGAUCUUCACCUUCACACUACUACUGUGCGAGAGGCACUGCGCUUCAGCGCUAUUCUGCGCCAGCCCGCCCAUGUCAGUCGCCAGGAAAAGCUCGAUUACGUCGAGGAGGUUAUCAAGUUGCUUGGUAUGGAAGGGUACGCUGAUGCGGUUGUUGGUGUCCCCGGUGAAGGUCUUAAUGUUGAACAACGGAAGCGUCUUACGAUCGGAGUUGAAUUGGCGGCAAAGCCUCAGCUCCUCCUAUUCCUUGAUGAGCCCACUUCAGGUCUUGACAGUCAAACUUCCUGGUCCAUUCUUGAUCUUAUCGAUACUUUGACCAAGCAUGGCCAGGCUAUCCUUUGCACUAUUCACCAGCCUUCGGCAAUGCUCUUCCAACGUUUUGAUCGCCUCUUGUUUCUUGCCAAGGGUGGAAAGACUGUGUACUUCGGUGAAAUUGGCGACAAGUCAUCUACUCUUGCCAGUUAUUUCGAGAGAAAUGGAGCACCGAAAUUGCCAGCUGACGCCAAUCCUGCUGAAUGGAUGCUUGAAGUUAUUGGUGCCGCUCCCGGAUCCCACAGUGAUAUUGACUGGCCUGCUGUCUGGCGUGACAGUCCUGAGCACCAAGGGGUUCUUGACCACCUCGCCGAAUUGAAGUCUACCCUUUCACAGAAACCGGCUGAUCACUCCGAGGCCGAUCCCGGCAGCUACAACGAGUUUGCCGCUCCUUUCACAGUGCAGCUAUAUGAGUGCUUGGUCCGCGUGUUCUCUCAGUACUGGCGCACUCCAGUGUACCUCUACUCCAAGGCCAUCCUCUGUAUUCUUACCGCUCUGUACAUUGGAUUCUCUUUCUUCCGCGCGCAGAACAGCAAGCAGGGUCUUCAGAACCAGAUGUUCAGUAUUUUUAUGCUGAUGACCAUCUUCGGUAACCUUGUGCAGCAAAUCAUGCCCAACUUCUGUACCCAGCGUUCGUUGUAUGAAGCUCGCGAGCGGCCUUCCAAGACAUACUCCUGGCAGGCAUUUAUGACCGCCAAUAUUAUUGUUGAGCUCCCAUGGAACGCAUUGAUGAGCGUCUUUAUCUAUGUCUGCUGGUACUACCCUAUUGGUCUUUACCGGAACGCUGAACCCAAUGAUGCCGUUACUGAACGUGGCGCACUAAUGUGGCUACUUAUUCUAACCUUCCUCCUUUUCACCUCAACAUUCGCACACAUGAUCAUCGCAGGUAUCGAGCUUGCCGAGACCGGUGGAAACCUCGCCAACCUGUUCUUUUCCCUGUGCUUAAUCUUCUGCGGUGUCCUGGCGACACCUGAAGUGCUCCCUGGUUUUUGGAUCUUCAUGUAUCGCGUCUCGCCAUUUACCUAUCUAGUUUCGGCAAUGCUAUCAACCGGUGUCUCUGGCACGAAAGCUAUCUGCGAGACCGUUGAAUACCUGCAUUUCUCGCCGCCGCCCAACUCCACCUGUGCCGAUUACAUGUCCAACUACAUCGACAAAGUGGGCGGAUAUCUAGAUAACCCCAGCGCCACCAGUGACUGCGCAUUCUGUGUUAUCGACAAAACGGACACGUAUUUGGCUCAGGUGCACAGUCAUUAUUCCGACGCAUGGCGCAAUUUUGGCCUCAUGUGGGUCUAUAUUAUUUUUAAUAUCUGCGGAGCGGUGUUCAUCUACUGGCUUGCUCGUGUGCCCAAGGGCAAGAGAACUAAGAACUAG